UAAGCAUCUCAUUUUUGUUUCUUUUGUAUUCAAUAAAAUAUAUACAUCUUAGGGGGACCAUUUAUACAAACCUCCGCAAAACCUAUCCUGGAAUAGUUAUAAUAUGAAUCUUGUUUUUGUCUCUGUCUCCAUAGUCCAGACUCAAGAAUCUCCGUUUUCUGAUCUUGCUCUGUAACAUAUUACUUUUAGUAUCAUUAUUAGUUUGGUAGAGAAAGAGACACACAUGGUUGUUACCGGCAUGGAAUUUGACCAGAUGAUUGAUUGGACUCAAUUAUUGACUUAUUAUUACACUUUGCCUCCAUUAUAUAAUGUUUUCAUUCUCAUUUUUUCUACUCUGGAGGUAUGAUGAUGACUACGGAAGCGGAUCAGAUGCAAGGACCAAGCGGCGGCGGCGGCGGCGGCUGUGAAGAAAAGAUUUCUGUUUCUGUUCGUCUGCGACCUUUAAAUGACAAGGAAAUGUUGAGGAAUAAUUCCCCUGACUGGGAGUGCAUCAACUCUACAACCAUCAUGUACAGGAGCCAUCUCUCUAUCUCUGACCGUUCCAUGUAUCCUUCUGCUUACUCUUUUGACAGAGUGUUCGGCCCUGAGUGUUGUACCAGGCAAGUCUAUGACCAAGGGGCCAAGGAAGUAGCUUUCUCUGUUGUCAGUGGCGUUAAUGCUAGCGUCUUUGCGUACGGGCAAACAAGCAGUGGAAAGACAUACACCAUGAGUGGAAUUACUCACUGCACUUUGGUUGAUAUAUAUGACUACAUUGACAAGCACAAGGAAAGAGAAUUCAUUCUAAAGUUCUCCGCCAUGGAGAUCUAUAAUGAGUCUGUGCGAGAUCUCUUAAGUACAGAUAGUAGUCCGCUCAGACUUCUAGAUGAUCCUGAGAAAGGGACAGUUGUUGAGAAACUCACAGAGGAAACUCUGCGAGACUGGAAUCAUUUCAAGGAGCUCCUUUCUGUUUGCGAAGCUCAGCGGCAAAUUGGAGAGACAGCUCUGAAUGAAGUUAGCUCCCGGUCUCAUCAGAUUUUGAGAUUGACAGUUGAAAGCACGGCUCGUGAAUUUUUCACUAACGAUAAAUUUAGUACACUAACAGCAACAGUGAACUUUAUUGAUCUUGCUGGAAGUGAACGUGCAUCUCAGUCAUUAUCAGCCGGCACAAGGUUGAAAGAAGGUUGUCAUAUAAACCGAAGUUUGUUAACGCUGGGAACUGUCAUCCGUAAGCUAAGUAAAGGAAAAACUGGUCACAUUCCAUUCAGAGAUUCAAAACUGACGCGCAUACUUCAGUCUUCCUUGGGAGGAAAUGCCAGAACCGCCAUAAUAUGUACCAUGAGUCCUGCAAGAAUCCAUGUUGAGCAAUCAAGAAACACGCUUCUAUUCGCGAGCUGUGCAAAGGAGGUGACAACGAAUGCACAAGUCAAUGUCGUCAUGUCUGAUAAGGCUUUAGUGAAACACUUGCAGAGGGAGUUGGCUAAACUGGAAAGUGAGUUGAGAAGCCCUGGUCAGCCUUCGGUUGCCUCUGACACAACAACUGCAUUACUGACGGAGAAGGACCUCGAGGUUGAAAAGCUCAAGAAAGAGGUAUUCCAACUAGCACAAGAGCUAAAGCAAGCUCGUUGCGAGAUUGAGGAUCUUCGACGAAUGGUUGGAGAAGGAAAACAAGGACCAAAAGAGACACUAUCUACAGAGGUGGUGCUGGUGGAACAUCAAUACCCGAAGCUGAGGGUGCGCAGUACAUGGGACUCUGAGAAUACAACACCAUUAAGCCCUAUAUCAGCUCACCGUUCCAGCUUGUCUCCACGAUCAUCUGAAUACAGUUACGACGACAACGUCUUCCAGCUUUCAGAUUUCAGGAUAGAUUCUGGGUCAAGUAGUCCAUUUCAUCAGCAUGCCUUUGUAACUCCACACGGGGAAGAAACUAAAGACCAAUCCCAAGUUCACACAGAAGAAACUGAAGCUCAACCUCAUGUUCCGAGGAAUGUCUCGUCAACAUUAGUUAUUUUUCCUUCUCCAGCUGAGGAGGAAGAGGUUGAUGAAAUGGGUAGAGAGACUGAUGGAAAUUCUGAGGAUGACUGCAGGGAAGUUCGAUGCAUAGAAACAGAUAUUAUGUCAGAUGUCACUAGACAUCCACAGGAAAAUAUUCCGCAGAGCAGUCCAGAUAGAUUUGACGUUGUUAAUGCAGAAGAACCAGUAUGUGUGACGGAGCCAAAGAGCCUACAACUAUCCACUAAAGCUGAAGAAGAGGAAGAAGAGGAAGAAGAACCAGUAUGUGUAACGGAGCCAAAGAACAUACAACCACCAAUUGAAGAUGAAAAGGAAGUAGAAGAAGAAGAAAGAGUAAAGGAAGUGAGUAAUUCCUCUACUCAACCAAAACAAGAAAGCGAACUCAUCAAAACCCCUCCUCCAUGCUGUGAUUUCAAAUCAUCUCCUGAUGAGUUUGUUACAAGCCUUAGUAGUAGCAACCCGACGCCUCCAGUAUUCAUCACUCCCUCUCCUGAAAAGCCAUUCUCUUGGCUUACGGAGAGAGAAUCACAACCGGUCAGAGGCAUGAAACUGACUAGAAGCCGGAGCUGUAGAGCAUGCGUGUUGUCGAGCGCUUCCCCAUCUUGGUUUGAGAAAGAUGCUGAUGCUGACACACCGCCAAGUUGGUACGACAAAGGAUUCGCCAAAGCAGCUGAGAUGCGCGACAUCAAGAAUGAGAGGUUGCUGCAGGAUGAGUUCAGCGGGAGGAGCAUGCCAACAACUUGGAUCGAGAGAAGCUUUAGCGACACUCAAACUGCGCAUGCUACUGCUUCUUCACACAACGAAAUGUCGUCAUCACCAAAUGAAUCUCUGUCCCGCCCCUCUGAUGUUUCUGCGUUUGAGCUUCAGACGAGUGGCAGCCCUUCUACAAGCCAGGAGAAAACUGAGGAGACUGCUGCUCAGAAAGACAAGCGAAUCAUUCAUCGCUCGAUGGAGGAAAUAGAACAGAAGUUGUUCUUGGGGUUGAGUUCGACAAAGAGUUUCAAAGACGCUGCAUUGGACCCAAUACAAGACUACCUAGACACGCCUUUGAAUUGGCCGGAAGAGUUCAAGAGGCUACAGCGGGAGAUCAUAGAGUUAUGGCACACGUGUAACGUCUCCAUGGCCCACAGAAGCUACUUCUUCCUAUUGUUCAGAGGGGAUCAGAAAGACUGCUUGUACUUGGAGGUCGAACUCCGUAGACUCAAGUACAUCGCCCAUAAUAGCAAAGCCAGCGACGAUCUGAGCCUAGUGUCCAGCACGAAGGCGUUGACUAGAGAGAGGUUUAAGCUGAGCAAGUUGAUGCAGAGGAAACUAUCCAAGGAAGAGAGAGAGAACUUGUUCUUGAGAUGGGGAGUUGCGCUGAACACAAGGCACCGGCGGGUCCAGCUGGCGCACAGACUCUGGUCUGAUUACAAAGACAUGGGUCAUGUCCGAGAGAGUGCCUCCCUCGUUGGUAAGCUCCAUGGAUUCGUCGACAUGAACUUGACUUCCUCCGACAUGUUUGGCAUCAACUUUGCUUUCAGACCACCUCGUCCCAAGAAAUCUAGUCUUUGGAAACGCAGUGUUUUGUCCCUCUCCUUUUUGUAACUUUGGUAGUAGUAAGUAAAGCACACUAUAAAGAAAUGUUCGCUAAUGAAAUCACAAUCUUCUUUUAUAUUGAUCCUGUUGAUUUAAGUUGUCUCUCUCCCAUUAGUGAAUUUGAAGGUAAUGGCGUGUUUUCACUAUCUCAAUCUUCUAGUCAAUCUCCGUGUCUAUUUUGUAUCUCCUACAUCUGACUAUGAUAAUCACAGUGGUUUUAUGGCGUUGGGACUAUUAUCAGACUGAUGCAAUUUAUGUUUUCCCUUGAUGAUCCUCAGAGCCAAAGUUGCAAGUAAUCAACAUUAAGUUUCUUCUUGUGCUAAAUUUUGUUUGAAGCAUUAACAAUGAGUAACAAUGAGCAAAGCUUUUCCUUCGAGAAUUGCCGCUCGUGAUGAAAAUGGUUUUCUUUCCAUGAUUGAUGUGGAAUACGCUUGGUUACGUUCUAAAUGCAGUAGAUAUGGUUAGGUUGAACACGAGAUUAAACAUUGUUUCCAAGAUGUCAGUAAAUCCCAUGUAGUUACUAUCAAAGCUAUUGAGAUGGACUCCAUUGCUAGCCAUGUGGUUGCAGCCACUUCGCCUAUCAUUUUCCCUAAUUCUCUUCUACCCAGUAUUAUCACAAAUGGGUCAAGCCCAACUUCUGCAAAGCCCAAUACGGAUUUAAACAAAACGCAGAGCUUUGCUCCUCAGUUAACGGUCUUCUUCCUGCACAAGACAAAACACAAGUGAGGAUAAGACUAAAGCGAUGAACGGAAAAGUAAAGCAAAGGGGAGAGGACAAGCCAGCUGGUCAAGCACAGGCUAUCACAACCCAAAACGGUUACGCGCUGCUACAGACACUCAUGUUGGAACAAAAACCUUAAGAGAGUGAAAUCAUAAUAAGAAUUUCUACCUCAACACCAGUUUCAAACCUUUAGGUUACUUCCUUCUAACAUUAGUUUUGUUGCAAAAAAUGAAUCAAACUCGAGACCUUUUGGGAAAAGAAUUUUUACAUAACAAACAACUAAACAGUGGAAGGAGAAACCCAAAGAUUAUGUUUGCAUCAACAUCACCAUUUGAUGGGUUAAAACAACAUCGACUAUACUCUAAAGGGGGAAAACAUGUGGCUAAAGUAAUUAAAACCCAACAGAAAUUUGGCUAAAAACGUAGUUACCGUAAUCAUAUAUAGAGUGUUAACCCGGACCAGUUCCUAAUAAAUAUGUAGGCGUAUAUUUUCUAUUGGUAUUUACAACUGCAGAAACAGAAACCCUAUAUUGUUUGAUCAGCUUUUUUUAUUGGUAUUUAUUUGUUUUUUUUUUCAUUUUCGAGAAGAACAAAAGUUUGUACUAGUUUUCAACUUUUUUUUUGUUUUGUUAUGAAGAUAUACACUGUGUAUGAGUAAAACUGACUCUUGGAUUGACAGCAGGACACUGUUCUCGCUGAUCUUGAUAUUUGUGUUUUUAUUUGUUGCCAUUAACUUAAAAAUAUUUUUUUUGAAAACACUUUAAAAAUCUUUUUUUUUGAAAGAAGUUUAUAAAAUCUUUUUCUAUAUAAACAAACAAAUCUUACAUUAAAUUUUAUUUCUCCACAUGUAAUCAAACAUCUGAUCACAUAAUUAUUUUUCACCUAGGGCUACAGGUUGGAAAUUUUCCACCGGAAAUUAGCUCAUCUGCAACUUUCCAGUGUGUGCGUGUGAGUUCGGUUGAUGAGGGAGAAGAUGAAUAUGCAUACAAAACAGCUGUGAGUAUAGGCGGUCACGUAUUCAAAGGUAUUCUCUACGACCAAGGUCCGGCCGAGAGAAGCUCCUCGGACGGUGGAUCUCAGCCGUUGAAUCUCAUAACCGCAGGGCCAUCGGCCUCCUCGUCAAGCGCAAAGGUGAGCUGCAACAAUGGAGUCGUUGGCUCCACUUCAGAUCAUUACAUUGAUCCUGCCUCACUUAAUUAUCCUACCUCCAACAACAGUUUCAUCACUGGUACACACUUCUUCUCCAACCCUAGAUCUUGACAGAUCAUAGCCAUUUAAUUCUUACAGUACAACUAGGGUUUGUAGAACGGAGGAAGAGGAGUUUAUAACGUUAAUCAGUGUUUUAAAGAUUAAUCUCCAAAUCCUGAGAAUGUUUAUAUUCUAUAUUUAAAUCGUUACCUGUCUUUUAAUAUUAUGUACAAUUUCUGUUAAAAAAAGUUAAGUUCUCUAUUACCUGCCUACAAAAUUUAAUUAUAAGUUCAUAGUGUUUUUAUCUGGAAGUACCUUGUAUUAUUGUAUUAUUGGAGUAUAUAAUCCAGUCCAGUUUUCAAAUAUCAAAAAAGUCAACGAGUCUGUAUCUGUGGAAGCUCACAUCAACAGCUUUCCAGCUGGCUGUUUUCAACUCUGAUCGCUAAUCUCAGGCUUGUUCUUUUCAAUUUUCAACUCAAGACUUUUUUGGACGUCGAAUUUAAAAUUUUAAGAUGUUUGUCAGUUAAUUACAGAUGUGAUUUGCUCUGUAAAAUCAAUUAAUGUUGAAAUAUACUUGUAUAUUGGAAACCGUGGGAAACAUGUACUGAGCUUUACUGUGGGUUUGGCAAAACAAUCACAGACAAACUGGCAUAGGUAUAUAUGAUAGGCGGCUACUGUUUGUCAAUAUGGUCGUAUGUAUAUCACUUCGUAUACUUGAUAGUUAAAUUUAAGCAGUUUUUGAAGCCAACUCCAAAAUAUCAAAUUUAGUGUGAUUUUAUCUAUAAUAAAAUUCCAAAAUUACAUAGUUUUACCAAAAUUGAUGUUACUUUAGUGAAUGCUAUUUAUCAUACCAAUUAUUAAACUAAUAUAUUUUAUUACUUUUCAUUUGACUAUAGUCACAUGAAUAUAUUAAUUAGCGUAGACUUAUAUUUGCUAGAUUUAAUAUUUUAAUUAAAGCAAAAUGCACUAAAUAAAGUCUUAAACAUCUAUCUUUCAUAUACAAAAACUAAAACUUCAAUUUUUGUAUAUGGAGAGAAUAUUUCUAUUUUUUCUUACCUUGCUAAAAAUUAAAAUAUUAUAUUAAUUAUAUUUUAAUUUAAAAUAUACUCAAAUAAUUAUCAUCGAUUAUAUCAAACUGUAAAAAUACAUAUUAUGUACUUUUCGUUUUUAAUGUAAAUUUAGCUGAACUAAUUUUUUUCAUAAAAACAAACUAAUAUAUAAAUUAACUCUAAAAUAAUUUUUAAUAAAUAAUGAAGACAUAAAAUUACAAAAUUUAACAAAAUCAAAUAUAAAAUCAAAUGUGAUAUAAUGAAAUUAGUCAAUUAUAGAUAAAUAAUGUAUUUAAAUUAUUAAAACUAAAAACUAAUAAUCUUUUGAUGUAGUGUGUUUAAAAUAACUAGGUUUAUAAUGGUUAGAGUUGAUUUGUGUGUUGAUGUAAUGUCAGUACAUUUACAUUUGAAGGGAUAGAGAGAUACUUAGAUGACGAGAAGUUCUACUUACUGAACCAAACGUCCUCACUGCAACAUCGACAUUUAUGUUUUUAAAAAUCGUAAUAAGCAUCAAUAUAAGUUUACAAAAAAAUAAGCAUUCAUAUAGACUUCGUCUUAUCAUUGCACAUUUUUCACAUAUACUAUGCGUUGUUUGGCUUAUACUACAAUUUUCCAAAAGUCCGAUCUUGCAUUGUAUGUGUUUCCCUCGACUCGAGAAUCCAUCCACGUAAAUAUAAAU
Messenger RNA from Brassica rapa (field mustard), 7202 nucleotides. RefSeq names its product kinesin-like protein KIN-7H. The record is from RefSeq and is a predicted model, not a curated record. NCBI's taxonomy places the organism in Eukaryota, Viridiplantae, Streptophyta, Magnoliopsida, Brassicales, Brassicaceae. Gene Ontology annotation, molecular function: microtubule motor activity; microtubule binding; ATP binding. Gene Ontology annotation, biological process: microtubule-based movement.